UACAACCAUUACAUUAGAAUAAUAUAUUUUUCCUGGGUCAUUACCAUAUCUUGUCCGUUUGAGAGAGGUACCUAUAUACCUACAUGUGACCGUUUAGACAGGUUUUACUGUAACUUAAGUAUUUAAAUUAAUUAAAAAUAGUUAGUCAAUAACGAUACUCAAAGUUAGGAUGAUUGAAUGACUGAUUUUGUAAACUAAACAUAAUAUUUAUAAUAUUAAAAUUGAAGUAUUUCAAAAAAAAAAAUGUAGACGUCUGAAAUGAUCUCAAAAUUGUUUUUAGACAGGUACCUAUCGUAUUAUUUACAACUGUAUAAUAUAUUGUUUGAUUAUGGUUCACAGAAUUACACCAUGCAUAUUAUUGGUUUGUUUUUGUAUGCCACAAUGGUUUUAUCGUCGACAAUCCGACAAAAAUCUAUUAUACAACCAACAGUGGUCGGCAUCUUGGAAUCUGAAUUGCAGUCUUCGGCGGGACUCAAAUCAACGAGCAUUUUGAAGACUACAAUACUAUCGGAUAAAAAAUGCAUCUGCACACCUUAUCAUAUGUGCAAAAACAAUAAUGGGACUCUUGGUGGCAAUAAACAGAGUAAUUUAAGGAUAAACACAACUCCUUGUCAAAGUUAUUUAGACGUUUGUUGCAAUGAUACAAAAAUUACUUCGACCGAAAAGUACAAGUCAAGUAGCCCAGAUACUACAGAUAGCAACUGUAAAUGUAAUGGCUCUGAAGAUUAUAGUGAAGACGUGAAUUUUUUCCUUACAGAAUUAACAUUAGAGCUGUUUGGUGACAAAAAAGUAACUAAAAAGCCAUCUGUUGGGCAAAAAGAUGAGUCUGUUAAAAAGCCAUUCGACAGUGAUAUAGGAGAUAACCCUAAAGAACCAUGCAAUUGCCAAAAAGGAGAUCCUACUGAGACGUCGUUAGAUAGCUUAUAAUUACAUUUUUUUAAAUUAAGUGUUGAAUUAUUAUACAAUAAACAAUCUUUUUUUUCUUUUAAGAAAAACGAAUAUUUACAAUCUGUAUAGUCAAGUAAAUAAGUAAUAUUUACAUACCUACCUAUGUAUAAAUGUACAAUGCUUGGUGUCUUGUGUGAAGGGGGAAAUGUGACAUCCAGUAACACUUAUUUAACUUAAUUUGAUUUUUAUAGAGUGUUUUAAAAAAUAUAUAUAUUUGUCUAGGAGGUCACGUGGCCAAUCACGCUUUGAAACAACAUAUUUAUGCAAAACAUGUUAUAUUAUUAAUUAUAAUUUCAAUAUUUAUUAGCAUAAUAUAUAAUUGUAUUGAUUUUUUUUGUCGACACUCUGAAUUAGUAGUGCCUUUUAUAUGUAUUAACUAGAAAAUAUUAAAUAGAGCUGCUAUGAAUUUGAUAUAGUGUUGGAUACAAUACCCUAUUUUCCAGUACCAUGCGGCAUACUAUUUUCAUGUCACACAUUCCAUCAUCAAUGAUUGAGUAGGUAGGCGUUUUUAGAUUGAAGUAAGGCGUAAAUAUUUCAAUAUUUAUCAUAUUAUAUGGGUACUAUAUUAUAUGUUAUUCUGUGGAAUUUUCAUAAAACUUAAUUUUUAAUAAGGACAUGUUUUUUCCGUUUCAGACCUAUAGCUACUGAAACGUAUAAUAGUUAUACCUACCUACCUAACUGAGUUAAAUAAUAUUAAUUAUAUUGAA
Molecule: messenger RNA, 1655 nt
Organism: Acyrthosiphon pisum (pea aphid)
Lineage: Eukaryota; Metazoa; Arthropoda; Insecta; Hemiptera; Aphididae
Exons: 2
Coding region: 259-927 (222 amino acids)
Source: RefSeq, a predicted model, not a curated record